AUGGCCGCGCCAGUCCCCCUAGACCGCAUGCCACCCACAACAACCGCCUACGUGAUCGCGACCGCAAUCCUUGCCGGUGUGACAGGUUACUUCAUCGGCCAAGGCGCCUCAAUAAACCUCUUCAAAGAGAAGCAAGGAUGGCCAAAUGGAUACGACGUUAAGCCCCCCGUGGACUCCUCAGAUGAAGAACUUGAAGGCGAAUCCGACGACGAGAGCGAGGAUGGAAACGGCGAGGAACUGGCAAACUUCAAGGACAAUGUUGAGGAGGUGAAGCUUGUGCUGGUUGUUCGAACUGAUCUGGGCAUGACCAAGGGCAAAAUCGCCGCCCAAGCCUCCCACGCUACACUUGCUUGCUACAAAUAUUUCCUGAAACAUGAGCCUGAGUCCCCUAUUCUGCGCCAAUGGGAGAACAUGGGGCAGGCUAAGAUCGCGCUGCAGAUCAAGGGCGAGGAUGAGUUGUUGACGCUGCAGGCGCAGGCUAUGAGUCUUGGUCUUUGCGCGCGUGUUAUUCAGGAUGCGGGCCGUACGCAGAUUGCUAGUGGGAGUCGGACGGUUCUAGGUGUUUUGGGACCUAAGAGCGUUGUUGAUGGUGUCACGGGGCAUUUAAAGUUGCUAUAA
This is a messenger RNA of Penicillium angulare, 618 nucleotides long. RefSeq names its product aminoacyl-tRNA hydrolase PTH2. The transcript has 2 exons. Lineage: Eukaryota; Fungi; Ascomycota; Eurotiomycetes; Eurotiales; Aspergillaceae. Bases 1 to 618 code for a protein of 205 amino acids. The record is from RefSeq and is a predicted model, not a curated record. Gene Ontology annotation, molecular function: peptidyl-tRNA hydrolase activity. Gene Ontology annotation, cellular component: mitochondrion; cytosol.